Messenger RNA from Symbiodinium natans, 318 nucleotides. Lineage: Eukaryota; Dinophyceae; Suessiales; Symbiodiniaceae. The record is from the annotation of a GenBank genome assembly.
AUGACGUGCCUUCUGCUUUUGGCAGCUUGUACACUGGUUGGAGGUCUGCAAGGAGAAGGCUACACCGACGCAGCGGAGAUUCUCCUGGAGAUGCAGCGCGCUCAGAGAGCUGGCUCCGAGUACUUGGCGCAGAAGCAGAGCGAGGCAUUUGUCGCGACAAAGGCUGCAAGCCUCUUGCAGGUGAACAAAGGUCCUGCAGGCCGGUCAGGGCCACAUGACAGCCAGGAGGCGCGGCUCAAUCGGUUCAACCCCUUCAAGCCAGAUCCAGCACUCAUGCGAGCAUCGACUCUGGAGCUUAUCGAGGACGAAGACGAAUGA